UGUAGCGGGAAGGGUGGAAGUCGGCUUGUCGCAAAUGUGUAGUCGAGAUGUCAAUGUGUAGAUUUACCUGGACAAAUCGUAUGUAGGACAGGCCAGGUAUGGUAAAGGCUUAGGACCAUUACCUCAACUAUUUCUGACUGUCAGGAUAUUUUCAACGUGUAUCAGAUCUAUUAUAGAUGUACAAUAUGAUUUAAUCAAAUUAAAUUACUGGUUUAACAAGAGUAUCUGUAUUCUGACUAACAAUGGCAAGGUCAAAGUGUGAUGUAUUCUAUUGGUUUGGGCUGAUUGGAUUUAUCUCUGGUGCUAUUAUGAUGUUUGUCGGUGUAGGGACAGCAUAUUGGCUCGUUAACAGAGAUUUGACAGUUGGUCUGUUUGUAAGGUGUAAUAAAGGCAGUUGCAUACCUAUAACAGCAACUGGGGUAGAGACAGUAGCAAAAGCUUUAAUUUCCACUGGAGUUGUACUCGGAGCAUUAGCCACAACCCUUGCCUUUAUGUUCUUGAUUAGAUUUUCACAUAUAGCUCAAACUUCAAAGAGAAUUCCACUUGCAAGUUGUAUUGUAGCACUGAUUGGGGGUAUACUUGGAAUCUCAGGAGUGAUAGUCUAUUCCAUGGGAAUAGAUGCAUUGAACUUUGUACGCCUUGAAAGCGCUUAUGCUGUACAAUAUGGUUAUUCCUUUGCAUUAAGUAUUGCAGGCUCUGUUCUACUUAUUGUAUCGGGCUCUUUUAUAUGGUUUGGAACUUGCAGAAUAUUUAAAACUGCUGCACUUCAGCAGCGGUCAGGAAUUGACUUUAGAUCAUCAAGCAUUGAUCCUCAUCAAGACUGCUUGGAGAUUUCAAGAUAUGCACCACCUUCAUAUGAGACUGUUUGCAAUGUUGGCGGCUCAGACCCAAAACUAUUUCCCCCGCCACCUGAUUAUUAUGAACUAAUGCAAUUACCGAGGCCUUCACCUUCACAGUCACAGAUGAACAUUUUACCACCACCAUCGUACAGUGGUGAUCUCAACUCUGAAGAGGUUUCACCACCUCCACCUUACAAUGCCAGUGAAGUGAAUGUUAGUUCCUCCCAUGAAAGCAGAAAUGAUUAAACCAUAGUCUGCACACAUAUCUAGAUCUAAAGCUUUUAUGUUGUUGGAUGAAUUUUGAUUGCUUUUUUUUUGCUGUGCACACCAAAGUAUAUUUUCAGAAACCACAGCAAAAACACUGAAGAAUGUUGAUCCAAUCAGCUGGCAGCAAUCUAAUGAAUCUGUGAUUUAAAUUAGAAGAUUGUCCACAUGAUUUUUUUUUAUUGUUCUAAAUAACCUUGUUUCUUUGAAAAUUUAAGAGCAACAUUGAAUGACAAAUUUACUUUUUUUUCAUUAUGAGAAUUGUGUUUCCUGAUACUAAUGAUGAAUUUGUUUUUCUGUAUACUUGUGUGAUUAUAUAUAUAUAUAUGAAUUGAACUGUAAAUUAUAUGUACACUAAUUUGUUUAAUUCAUAUCAUGAAUUAAUAUUUUAUUUAUUUUGAGUCAAUGCUACUUCUGUGGGAUUAUGUGUACUGAACAACUUGGUUUAUUGAUUACAAAAUGGAGUAUGAAAGAUUUAUCAUACAAUAUGUUUAAAAAAGAAUCAUAUAACAUUGUAAUGAAAAGUCAUAUGAGUUUUGUUUGAAGGGUUCUUGCUUUAUCUGAAGAAUAUAAUUUAUUUUUCCUCCUGGCCAACAGUCUUUGAAUAGUUUGUAAUUUCCUCAUGGAUAAUAAAAAUUAUUAUUAUUAUUAUUAACCUACAAAAUUGUGGCGUUUCCUUAUCAAUUAUGCUUUCUUGGGAAUCAUUAUUUUAGUUUAAAUUUUAAAAUGGUAGAUACCUUUUGGAUUAUUUCUGUCAAAUAUAUCUCAAAUAAUUAUUCAUAGAUCAUACUUUUUUUAUGCAGUUAAAAAGCCAUAUACAUUUUUUGAUGAUUAAUGUUGUUAAAAUAUUUAAGUCACAUUUCUUAUUUUCAGUAGAGUUUGGUGUUUCUUGUUAAUUAAAUAUAUUUUUUUUAAUCUUACAAUGUGAUGCACAACAGCCAAAUCAAAAUCAUAUAAAAAGGCCAACCCUGAUUCUCAUGCAUAGUUCAUCCAUUGUAAUGACCACCUUUCCCAUCCAGGGUGCUGAGGGCUUGACUCUGCAUGUGAGGCCUACGUGAACCCAGAUUAUGUUCAGCUUCACACUGGGCAAGGUUUUCUAGCUGGAGCUUGUGUAAUUGACUUAAUAUUCUGCUCUGGUGCUUUCUUUCUUUUGCCAAGGCUGUUUUCUUGUCCUCAAUGAUUUUUGCACCAGUGCCAUGAAGCUCUAUGUUCGGCUCUCAGAGACAUUUUGAGGGUGUCCCUGAUUUGUUUUCUUGAUCCACCUUGAAUUCACAUUUCCUUCUGUUAGCUGGUCACAAAAUAGCCUUUUUGGAUGUCCAGUCUUCUGAUGAGACUGCAUUGAGAUAGUGUGUGGAGGACUUGAGUGUCAGGAUCUUGUCUUGCCUCUUAAGUUUCAGAAUAUUUCUAAGGCAGAACAUGUGAAAGUUGUUAAGCUUCUUUGCAUGUCUUCUAUAUUAUAUCUAAGGGGCCUAGAGCAAUGUCAAAAUUAUGACAGCCCCACUGUCAUAUGGUUCAUAUUAGUAAUAUAUGCUAGAUAGAGUUCAUGUUAUUAUUUUUAUAAAAUAAUAUUCCUAAUUAAAAUUGGUUUCUCUUUAAGAAAUCUUAAGUGUCUUAAGUAAAAAAGUAUAAUCUUAAAUAAAUAUUAUAUCUUUUUUUUAUCCCCUCCUAUUAAGUUAGUUAUUUUUCAUUUUCUUUAAACAUUUGUUUUUCCUUUGCUUCAACUAAUUCAACAUGUUGGGGGCUAAUUUAAGAUCUUUUCUUCAAGUCCAUUCUUCCUCUUCAUCGUUCUUAUUGCUAAGUUGGAGUGUUCAGGUGACUAGACCAAUACAUGAGAUGAACUGCGCAGUGGUUUCCAAAUCAGGGAGCUCUCCAUAUAGUUUUCUUUCUAUUGGGGUGAUUUGGGGCCAAUGUCUUAUACGGGCCUCUUGGUAGAGAGAGCAGUUUUGGAGGACGUGGUCGGCAUUUUCUGGUGAUACUCCACAUGGGCAGAUUUCACUGGUUCCAAUUUUGAGCUUCUGGAACAUGUGUUGUCGCAUUCUGUUGUGACCGGUCCUGAGUCGAAAGAUUAGACGUUGGUCUUGUCAGGAUAGCUUAUAGUAAGCAUCAUCUUUCUUGUGAUUUGGAUGGGAGCUCGUCCAUUUCUCAUUUAUUUUAUCUACAAUUAAUUUCUUCAUUUCUUCUGGAUAGAGUGCAGAGUUUACUUCAAGUCCAGAUUGAUUAUAUCUUUUAAAGAAAUCCUAUUUUUCCAUAUGAGACAUUAAGCAAGUAACCUUUUUUUUUAUCAAGUAAAGGCUAUGUUCAUCAGGUGCAAGCAAAAACAGAAUAGGUUACAAUACACUAGUUUACAUGUACAUUUCCAUUCUCAACAGUAUAAAAGCUCAAUGGGAUGGCUCAACAUUGAAGCACAAUUUGAAUAUGCCUAAUUGUUAUAGCACAAACAUUUUCUGAUACUCUUACAAGAUUUUUUUGUUUAAAGAAAUACUUUCUGUAACUCACAAGUUACAAGAGUUUUUAACUGCAACACUGGCCAUUGAGUUUUUGUUACUAUUUAUGUGGUGUAGUAUAAUUUAAAAAAAAAUGCAGUUGUUGGAUUCUCAUAAAAUCUACAUAUGUUGUUGUUGUUUUUUUAUUAAACCCUCACCACCUUUCACUUUAUAUGUACUUACGGCUUAUUUUUUAAAUUUGAAAUAUUUCUAAUAUUUCUUUAGCUGAUCUAGACAGUAACAUCUAGUGCUCUGAUAAACCUUUCUUUUUAUAUUUGUAUUUAAUAAUAAUUAUAAAACAACAUACCGGUAUCUUCUCUUUUUAUUGAAGGUAUUUUUACAUGCAAUUUAAAAUCAAUCUCUGCAGUAUCAUCUGAACAAGCUUUGUGAGUUACUUGUAUCACAUUUUAAGAGAGGACAUUUCAUAUAGACCUAGCACUUUACUGAAUGGCUGUAUCAAUAAAGUAAUUUGAAUCUAAACAAAUUGAGACUUUUGUGAACAAAGUAAUUUUUUUUAAUGAAAUAAAUAAUGUUUUGAUAAUAGUGUUUGUUCUCAUAGCUGAUAAAGUUAAGUAUCCCCUUUCAGACCUUAUGAUCUAUCAAUGGUGCAGAUGAUGUAUAGACCCACAAUUAACGAGGGUUUCAUAUGGCCAGCACAGUGACCAACCACCUUUUUUUCUCCCCAACUAAUGACAGGUACCAUUAGAGUUGGGUGGAAUCAGUAUCCUUGUAUUAUAUGCAAUGUUUUAUCUUGCAUGUACAUAGACACCUUCUGCAUUUGUGUUAAUACUUUGUUUUUUUUCUUUUAUGUACAUAGAAUUCAGUUUAUCUGUGAGCUACCUAGUACUACUGGGUAUCACAAUUUCUAAGUGAUGCCCAAUAAUCUUGUUCAAAAAAGUACACAAUCUUUUAAGUGUUAAAUAAUUGAAAGUAAAAUUAUUGUAAAAAUGUAUUUAAUGCUUUUUGAAAGUUAAUGUAAUGUGAAGCAUUAUUUAAAUGACUCCAGUUAAUUUAUUAUUUCUUCGAGGAUUACAGUCAGAAAACAUCAUCUAAGCCACCACCUCCCCCAAAAGAUAAACAUUCUUUUUCUGAUUACUGAGCAAUGCUAAAGGCCGAAAUUGGUGACAUUUGACAUGAACUAAACUAAUUAUCUGAUUUUUCAUUUUAAUUACUAUCAAGUUCAGGUGUAUUCAUAAAUGACUUUCUAUUGAUGUUAUUUCUGUUUCAACUAUGUAUGAUAUGUAAAUAUUUGAAAUUCUGUACAGAUUAAUACAUCUUUUGUUUACAUAAAAGAUACAUUCCAAAAUGCUACCUUUCAAGCUGAAUAUUAAACAAGAUUUCUUGAACAAAUAA
Molecule: messenger RNA, 4939 nt
Organism: Biomphalaria glabrata
Lineage: Eukaryota; Metazoa; Mollusca; Gastropoda; Planorbidae
Product: epithelial membrane protein 2-like
Exons: 4
Coding region: 243-1085 (280 amino acids)
Cellular component (GO): membrane
Source: RefSeq, a predicted model, not a curated record